Penicillium egyptiacum is the source of this 1881-nucleotide messenger RNA. NCBI's taxonomy places the organism in Eukaryota, Fungi, Ascomycota, Eurotiomycetes, Eurotiales, Aspergillaceae. The record is from the annotation of a GenBank genome assembly.
AUGGAUAAAACCCAGGACGCUGGUCCUACGGGAUCGCAGGUUGUCCAUCAUGCAGAUCCGGUGCUGGAUCCAGACAAUCAACAUCACCAUGCUCAUCAACACCAUACAGCCUAUGCCGAAGAGGGACGUCCAGAUGAAGUGGUCUACUCUAAAGAUACCCAAUUCGAGAAAGGAAUCGUGGCUGAACAAACACCUCUGGACCACGGCAGCAAGAACUCUAACGACGAAGAAGCCGGCGAGACCUUCCCAGCCAAGCGCACCUGGUAUCGCCGUGUGCAAAAACAACGGAGGCAUAUAGUCCAUGCUGUGGUCUGGCUUCUGUUUACCGGCUGGUGGAUUGCCGGCCUGAUACUACACCGACAUGAUAUAGGAUGGCUCAUCCCAUUCCUGCUCUAUCUUGCUAUCACGCUGCGAAUCAUAUUCUUCUAUGUUCCCAUUAGUAUCGUGUCGAAGCCCAUGCACUGGGUCUGGGAUCAUACUGCGCCCCCUUUGGUGCGCAUGAUUCCCGAAAAGCUGAGAACAGCCAGUGCUGCCGCGCUAUGUAUCGGUGUGAUUCUUGUUGGCUCGUUUGUGUCUGAAGAAUCACACGAUAACACCCGCGCCAACCGUGCAGUCAGUCUGUUCGGAAUGAUAGUCUUCAUCUUCGGGCUAUGGCUCACAUCUCGAAACCGCAAGAAGAUCGUCUGGCACACUGUCAUUGUCGGCAUGCUGGCGCAAUUCAUAAUUGCUCUGUUCGUGCUCCGCACUACUGCAGGAUACGACAUCUUCAACUUCAUCUCAGGCCUAGCCACUGAUCUGCUUGGUUUUGCUGCCGACGGAGUCAUCUUCUUGACCAGCGAGGACUUCUACUACUUUGACAAGGGCUUUGCCCCAGGGAAAUUCUUCAUCGUCAGCGUCGUCUCCGCCAUCAUCUUCUUCGUCUCCUUCGUCCAACUCUUGUACUACUACAAUGUCUUGCAGUGGUUCAUUGGCAAAUUCGCCGUCUUCUUCUUCUGGAGCAUGCGCGUUUCCGGUGCCGAGGCCGUUGUCGCUGCCGCAUCCCCAUUCAUCGGCCAGGGCGAAUCAGCUAUGCUGAUCCGCCCCUUCAUCGCCCACCUUACCAUGGCCGAGAUGCACCAAGUCAUGUGCUCCGGCUUCGCUACCAUCGCCGGAAGUGUCCUGAUCGCCUACAUCGGCAUCGGUGUCAACCCACAGGCAAUGGUCAGCGCCUGCGUCAUGAGUAUUCCCGCUUCGCUAGCAGUCUCGAAGAUACGUUGGCCCGAGGAGGAAGAAACACUCACUGCAGGUCGUGUCGUCGUCCCCGAUGACGAGGAACACCGCGCCGCCAAUGCCCUCCAUGCAUUCACCGGUGGCACCUGGCUCGGUCUGAAGAUUGCUGCCAUGAUCACCUCAACCCUCCUGUGCAUCAUCGCUCUCAUCGGUCUAGUCAACGGCCUCCUCACUUGGUGGGGCCGAUACCUGAACAUCAAUGACCCCCCUCUGACUCUCGAGCUGAUCGUCGGAUACAUCUGCUACCCGAUUGCCUUCCUGCUCGGUGUCUCCCGUGACAAGGACCUGCUCAAGGUUGGCCAGCUGAUUGGUACCAAGCUCGUUACCAAUGAAUUUGUCGCCUAUGAGGCUCUCCAAAAUCACGCCCAGUACAAGGACCUCUCCGACCGCUCUCGCCUCAUCGUUACAUACGCACUCUGUGGGUUCGCUAAUAUCGGCUCCCUCGGUAACCAGAUCGGUGUCCUGUCACAGAUUGCGCCUGGUCGAGCUAGGGAUGUGUCUCGUGUUGCAUUCAGCGCUAUGGUUACUGGAGCCAUUAGUACUUUCACCAGUGCGGCGGUUGCCGGCUUGUUGAUUACCAAUGAGAAGCAGUACUUCGGUACCUCCACCUAG